Messenger RNA from Sander lucioperca (pikeperch), 4686 nucleotides. It is a transcript of the gene kremen1, whose product is annotated as kringle containing transmembrane protein 1. Gene Ontology annotation, cellular component: plasma membrane. Lineage: Eukaryota; Metazoa; Chordata; Actinopteri; Perciformes; Percidae. The record is from RefSeq and is a predicted model, not a curated record. The transcript is spliced from 9 exons. Bases 302 to 1732 code for a protein of 476 amino acids. Gene Ontology annotation, biological process: multicellular organism development.
CCCCAGCGCUGCAGGUUGAAUCUAUUGCCCCUAUUUCCUGUCACAUGGGUUGGAAAUAGGAUCCCUCUUUCUACUAUCUGUUGCCGUCUUUGUGGUGUCAGUGUAGUAGAAGCUGUAGGACCUGCCUUGAAGUUCAGGGACUUUUAACGCCGGCCAAAGAGCGACUCCUGCACAGACCCAGAGAGUCUGCCAGCCAGUCAGUCAGUCAGUCAGUCAGUCAGUCCACCAGCCCGCUGGUCUGCGCAUCUGUCCGGCUUGCUGCACUUCACCUGAGAGCCAGUUCAGACUCUUUAAUCACACGAUGGAUUCCUGGACAGUCACCUCUGCUAUUCUUCUCGCUGGGGUUAUUUCUUCUGCGGCUUUUAGUGUUUUCGACACUGAGUGUUACACUGCCAACGGAGAAGACUACAGGGGCUUCCAGAAUCAGACCAGCCUGCAUGGUGGUAAACCCUGCCUCUUCUGGAAUGAGACCUUUCAGCACCCUUACAACACCCUCAAAUACCCCAAUGGAGAGGGUGGUUUGGGCAGCCACAACUACUGCAGGAAUCCUGAUGGGGACGUGCAGCCGUGGUGCUACAUCGCAGAUCAUGAAGACGGGAUCUACUGGAGAUACUGCGACAUCCCUACAUGCCAGAUGCCUGGGAACUUGGGCUGCUUCAAAGACAGCGGUGACCCGCCCACUCUGUCCGGCACCAGCGAGACCUCCAACAAACUCACCAUCCAGAACUGUAUUAGCUUCUGUAGGAAGCAGAGAUACAAGCUUGCCGGCAUGGAAUCAGGAUACGCCUGUUUCUGUGGCAACGAAGUGGACCAGCGUGACCACGGCGAGUCGCCUAGCAUGGAGUGUAACCAUGUUUGCUUCGGCGACCACACCCAGCCCUGCGGCGGGGACGGCUGGGUCAUCAUCUUUGACACCCGAGUUGGGGCCUGCGGUGGAAACUACUCCUCUCCAUCAGGAGUGAUCUACUCCCCUGACUUUCCCGACAAGUACGGGGCUGGCCGUGUUUGCUACUGGACUAUCCAGGUCCCUGGAUCCUACGCCAUCCUCUUCAACUUCACCUUUUUUGAGAUCUCCGACCAGACAGACAUGGUGGAGCUACUGGACGGCAACACCAACCAGGUGUUGGCGCGCUUUGACUGGCGCAGCCCGCCAAGGGAGCUAGUGAACGUCACUGGUGACUUUGUCAUACUGUACUUCUACUCAGACCGCACCAACCAGGCCCAGGGAUUUGCUCUGCUUUACCAAGCACUGAGAAGCCAGGACACCAGAACAAUGGAGGCUGAAGGAGAUGAGGAGGAUGAAGGAGAGGACGUCUCCAGCACAGUGGGGCCCCAGCUAGCUGGUGCCAUCACCGAGAGAUCCAACAGCACCUCGAACGGACGUUCCUCCCAGAUCCUCUAUGUGAUCACGUCCAGCCCCGGUAAACCGGAGCACAACAUGCCAGGUCAGUGGGCUGGACGCGGCGAGACCACCGGCCACAGCGCUAUGUGGACUAUUUAUGCCCUGGCUGCUCUCCUCAUUCUGACGGUCAUAGCCAUGGUGGCGAAGCUUCUGCUGCAUAUGACGGUCAAGUCUCCGAACAUCCCAACGGUCAGCAGUUCAGACAGCUGCAGCCAGAGCACAGCAUCCUCUGAGCCUUGGAUCAUCCUGUACCGGCCUUCCACCAUCUCCCUCUUCAAAAAGAAGCUAAAGAACCACCACGGCGACCUCAGCCCCCUGGUGGGAAACUAGCACCACUGCUGCGCUCCACCGUUAACCAAACGCUACCGCCACCCACAACUACUCUGUACAAGGGCCGUCAGAUGCCAGGUCCUCAGACAAUGAAACUAUAGGAGGCAUUACUCCAACAAGCCAACAACUGAGUGACUAAUGACAACUGACUGAGUGACUGCUACUAAAUGGCCCGUGGGCCGAAAGUGGCUGGGCCCUCCCAUCCUGCUCAGCACCAAAGAGGAAGGGGACAUGCAGGGCUGUCAGUGGCCUCCGUGUGGGAGAGGAGAGCGAAGGAGUAGAUGGAGGACGACCGGCAGCUCUGACAAAAAUACAAGGACGCUUUUAACAUGCAGGAAGCUUCUCUGGUUCAGCGAGGCCCGAUUUCCAUCAUCCAUGGAUGUCCCUAACAAUCAACAUACCUCCAAAAACCCUUCCAGACUGCAGGCUCACCAGUGAAAACACAACAUAGCCGGGUGCAGAUUAACGGUUAACUUCACUGUCUGUGUUCAGUUUAGGAAACAGAGAGGUUUACCUCUUCCUGGUGUUUCAGAGUCACAGCGGCAACCAAAUCUUCAUCAGCAUUAAGGAGGGGAUGAAGACAUGGAGUCUUUGAUACACACACACACACACACACACACACACGCGCACACACACACACACACACACACACAUAGCGUGUAACACUUAACAGCUUAACAGUUUUGUAUAACUCUUCUAACUGCCUCAUGAUGACGAUGAAUACUUGCUGCCAAAAACCAGAAUUCUCCCAUCCAAAGAGUUAUAUAUUUAUUUGUCUUUUGGAUUCCUUAUGCAAAGUACUAAUGUUUCUUUUUGAUGUGUUUAACAUGAAAACUAGCUUUCUGAGAAGAGGGAAACAGGACAUGGAAACGAUACACGAAAGGUAGAUAUCACAGCACUUUGGGAAUGAAUCACUUGUCGUAAAAUGAAAAGAUCAGAGAGAGAGAGAGAGAGAGAGAGAGAGCCCACUUGUUCACUCAGAGCUCAUGUGGAUUUGGGUGGAGAGAUAAGUAGCAUCGUUCACUGGGGGGGUGGGGGGGGAGGUGUGUGGUACAGUUUGCAGACAAACUGCCAUUUAGGGAGGCUUGGGAAGAUCUGAGGGCUUUUUCUGCUCGGUUGUGGGUGGGAGUCUUUCCGGUUUGAUGGUGUUCAAGUGCCUUAAGGAUCUCCUCUUCCCUUGUCUCAGAUGCAGAACAUCUGUUUCUUUCAUGGUCUCUCACAAGAGUCUGCACUUCUUUAAAAUCAGCGUGGAUGUGCAGAGUUUCAUUCCAAAAUAGGAUUUCUACCACUUAGAUGUAAAGUAAAAAAAAAAAAUCAGGCCACAUCUUGUACAGUGAUUGAAAGCAUCAAAUAUUAUAUUAUUUUUAAACAUAGUGCACUCAACUGAACACCUCUCCAUACUGGAUCUUUAAAAAAAAAUUAUUACAUGAUGGACAUUAGAUGAUUAGAUGAUUUUGCUUUUUUUUUCAAAAUGAACACAUAGCCUUUUGGAAUAGAAGUCUUUAUGUAGUAUAAUGGACAAGACUUUAAAAGAAAUUGUUUCUAAUUUCUGUGUGUGCUCUUAUGUGUAGUCUUGGACAUUUACUGAACAUAUUGUUCACAUUAAGUUGUCUUUUGAUUACAGGGAGGGGUGGGGGUAUUGUUGUAUAUUAUGUAAUUCAGUGUGGGAAUAUUUAUGUCCGCUCUUUCAUUUUGUGUCUCGCCAAAGCAUUUAAGAGACCCGUCUAAGUACUUCCUAGUCAACUUGGCGUAAAGGUGAAAUGCAUUUUUUCUCUCCUUAGACAGCCGUAAAUUGCUUAAAUUCUACAAGACACUGCAGACUUGGAACUCUUCUACUUGAUUUCAGGCCAAAAGGUUGAACGCAAACAAUAUACCCAGACAGAAAUAUAUCCAAAAGCACUCAAUGGUACUAUGCACAAGCUGACAGCAGGUUUGUAGCUGUGAUAGUUUUCUGUGCAUUGCUGUGACAUUUAAACUACUUGUGAAAGGUCAAAAUCUACUAGUUGGCCAUUGGCAUUGGCCUUUCCUGUCUUGGGACUGAAUGUUUCUGCAGAUGGUCACCCCAAAAAAAUGUUUUAUCACUGACAGGAGAAAAUAAAAAUAAAGGAGGUUUGAAACAUCAAUGCACUUACAUUUGCUUCUACUUACAAGAUGAAAUAGUACUUAUUCCCUUUUGCAUUCAGUUUCAGUGAAAAGAAAAAAAAGUACUUGUGCAGCAACCUGAGCACUUGAGACAAAAGGUUAUAUUUUACACAUGAUGCAGCAUCACAGUGACAUCGAAGAUUUAUAGUUUUCCAAGAAUAAGACAGAAUUUGAUUCCCAUGAAAAAGAUGGAGAACCUUUCUUUCCCAAUCAGAAGUUUAUAAAAAUUGUGACUGUGUGCUAUAUUCUGCCUGUCUGCUCAACUGUAACUCAUGUUAAUUAUUGCAAGACAAGAGCACAUGCCCCUAGGUCUGUGAUGUUCAGAGCAGACCAUGCGUAGAGAGAGGGAGAAAAAAACAGCAUAGAUGUGAGAGUGAUGGGAAAUUAAUGUGCGUUCAAAUCAAACACAAGCUAACAAAAUCUGACAGUUAAAAUCUAACAAGGGCAUAUUUGUUUGGAUUGCCUGGUGAAUUAUGCAAACUCCCAUUUUCUGUCCCGUUCUCCAGUCAGCCGGAAAAUUCCACUCUAUCUUCUGAGCGUUUCCCAAACUGUCGUUGAUGUGAAUGUCCUGUAGUUCUCGAUGACAUGAAAGCAACACCAGAAGCCCGGUGGGAAAUGACCUGGAGGGGCCAAAACAUUGGUUUCAUGAAAUUGUAAAUAGCAAAAUAGUGAAAUGUUUAAUUUAUACAGUAAAUUAUUGUUAUUUUGUAUGUGAAUGGGAUAUAAUCUAUCUUUUGUAUAAGUGAAGUAUCUUUGUAGUUUUAUUUAAUGUGUCCUGGUUGCAAAAUAAAACACUGUAUGCAUGUUUCUUA